AUGUCAUCUCAAAACGACAAAUACGCUACUCCAUUGUCUUCUCGUUACGCUUCAGACGAAAUGUCUGCUGUCUUCAGUUUAAGAAAUAGGUUUUCUACCUGGAGAAAAUUAUGGUUAAACUUGGCUAUUGCAGAAAAGGAAUUGGGUUUAACUGUGAUUACUGAUAAAGCUAUAGAACAAAUGCGUGCUCAUUUGGAAAUCACCGAUGAGGAAAUUGUUGCUGCAUCCAAGCAAGAAGCUAUCGUCAGACACGACGUUAUGGCUCAUGUCCAUGUUUUUGGUCAAACAUGUCCCGAAGCCGCUGGUAUUAUUCAUUUGGGUGCUACUUCUUGUUUUGUCACAGAUAAUGCCGAUUUAAUAUUUUUAAGAGACGCUUAUGACAUUGUUAUACCCAAAUUAGUUAAUGUCAUUAACAGACUUAGUGAAUUUGCUAUUAAAUACAAAGAUUUACCAGUUUUAGGUUGGACCCAUUUUCAACCAGCUCAAUUGACUACUUUAGGUAAGAGAGCCACUUUAUGGAUUCAAGAGUUAUUGUGGGACUUAAGGAACUUUGUUAGAGCUAGAAAUGAUAUUGGUUUACGUGGUGCUAAGGGCACAACCGGUACCCAAGCUUCCUUUUUGUCUCUAUUCCAUGGGAACCAAGAAAAGGUUGUCGGUUUGGAUAAAAGAGUUACUGAAUUAUUGGGGUUCGAUAUUGUCUACCCUGUGACCGGCCAAACCUAUUCCAGAAAGAUUGAUAUUGAUGUUUUGGCUCCAUUAGCUUCUUUUGCAGCUACAGCUCAUAAAAUGGCUACUGAUAUUAGAUUAUUAGCCAAUUUGAAAGAAGUUGAAGAACCUUUUGAAAAAUCACAAAUAGGUUCUAGUGCUAUGGCUUAUAAAAGAAAUCCAAUGCGUUGUGAACGUGUGUGCUCCUUAGCCAGGCAUUUAGGUUCCUUGUUUAGCGAUGCUGUUCAAACUGCUUCUGUUCAAUGGUUUGAAAGAACUUUAGAUGACUCUGCCAUCCGUAGAAUAUCUUUACCAAGUGCCUUUUUAACCACUGACAUUUUGCUAACUACUUUGUUAAACAUUUCUUCUGGGCUAGUCGUAUAUCCCAAAGUUAUUGAAAGAAGGAUUAAGAGCGAAUUACCAUUUAUGGCCACAGAAAACAUUAUUAUGGCUAUGGUUGAAAAAGGUGUUUCCAGACAAGAGGUUCAUGAGGCUAUCCGUGUCUUAUCUCAUCAGGCCGCCGCUGUAGUUAAGGAAGAAGGUGGCGAUAAUGAUUUGAUUGAACGUAUCAAGAACGAUCAGUUUUUUAAGCCAAUUUGGGGCGAAUUGAACUCUUUAUUGGAUCCCUCCACUUUUGUUGGUAGAGCUCCACAACAAGUUGAAAACUUUGUUUCUCAUGAUGUCGCUAAAGCAUUAGAACCAUUUAAAAGUCAAAUUAAUGACACUCAAGUUAAGUUGAAUGUAUGA
Molecule: messenger RNA, 1452 nt
Organism: Saccharomycodes ludwigii
Lineage: Eukaryota; Fungi; Ascomycota; Saccharomycetes; Saccharomycodales; Saccharomycodaceae
Gene: ADE13
Product: adenylosuccinase ADE13
Exons: 1
Coding region: 1-1452 (483 amino acids)
Biological process (GO): 'de novo' AMP biosynthetic process
Cellular component (GO): cytosol
Molecular function (GO): N6-(1,2-dicarboxyethyl)AMP AMP-lyase (fumarate-forming) activity; (S)-2-(5-amino-1-(5-phospho-D-ribosyl)imidazole-4-carboxamido) succinate lyase (fumarate-forming) activity
Source: RefSeq, a predicted model, not a curated record